AUACCAAUCGGUAAGAGCUGAAAUUAGUUUAUUUGAUGAAUACGAAAGUGAGUUUGUUAGAGAAACGUGGAAGGUACAACUUUUAUUUGGAAAUAGUGAAAAGAAACAAACAACGAUGCAAGUUCGUUGGUUUCCAGGACAAAGUACAGUCAAAUCUAUAAAAGAAAAAUGUAAGCGGAAGGCAUACAAAAUAAUUCGUUCAAGUUAUUAUCAAGACGUAGCUAGAAAAAUUACUCUUUUGAGUAUGGCAAAAUGGCGCGUUUUGGAAAAAACUUAGUAUUCCUUGCAUACUUUAAAGAUAAAAAUCAGUUGGACGCAGCUAAGGCAUUGGACAAAGGAGCAGUCGAUACUUGGAUUAUUCAUGAUAAGGGUUUGGGCAAUCAACCGGUAGAGAUCUCAAAAAGGGACUCACGUAGUGAUUUGGUCAGCACUACGCCAAGAUAUAAUGGAAAAGCAACGCCUGCAACGAAAAUACAACCUAUAGCCAAAUCAACAAUUAUAGAUAACAUUAGUACAGACGAGGUGGUUGAUGUAGUAAAUAAAUAUAGGAAGAAUUUAUUAGAUGAAUCUCCACAAAAUGUCGCAUCAACAUCAAUAAAAGACUACGCCUCGCCAGAGAAAGUUGUAGAUAUAGUUUUGGAUUUGAGAGCAGAAAUCAACAAAGAGUUGUCACAUGAUGAAAAAGAGGAUGAAAAGUGGAUUGACCGAUGUAGAAAUGGGUAUGCCGCGUUAGUUACAGAUCUGAAAGAAAAAAAAAAGAAGAUGGACGAAGUAAGGUUGGAACGUGAUACGCUAAAUAAAGAAUUGGAAGUAGUUAAUAAUAAAGUGAAUGAAAAUCAAAAAAUGCUGGAUAAGCUAGCAAAAUCCAACGAAAAUACUAAACAGAAGCUCAUAGAAAAAGCACAAGAAGAACGGAAACGCCUACGAAAGACACAAGGUGACCGUGUAAAAGAGGAAGAAGGAAUAGAAAGUGAUAGUGAUGAAGAAGAAGAAGAUCAAGUGGUGAUGUGUAUAAGAGACAGAUAUAUAGCUAUAUAA
Messenger RNA from Rhizophagus irregularis DAOM 181602=DAOM 197198, 1038 nucleotides. The record is from RefSeq and is a predicted model, not a curated record. Lineage: Eukaryota; Fungi; Glomeromycota; Glomeromycetes; Glomerales; Glomeraceae.